Pseudozyma hubeiensis SY62 is the source of this 240-nucleotide messenger RNA. RefSeq lists its product as hypothetical. Bases 1 to 240 code for a protein of 79 amino acids. The transcript has a single exon. NCBI's taxonomy places the organism in Eukaryota, Fungi, Basidiomycota, Ustilaginomycetes, Ustilaginales, Ustilaginaceae. The record is from RefSeq and is a predicted model, not a curated record.
AUGCCGAACUUGGUUCACAUGCAGACGCACAAAUUUCCACUGCUGGUCUCGCAAUGCAUCGUCUGUGCAGCCAGUCGUCAAGCUGGUCAGCGCACAUCCAGGACGGCGCAGCAAAGCCGAGGGUCAGCGGCCGCUGUUGCGACGACCAUCCUGCUCCUCGAGAGCUCGGCCAUCGCGGAUCACCAUUCGGCAGCUGCUCUUGCCGUUGAGACUGCUCUGAACUCUGUGGUUGAUCAAUAG